AUGGGAAGAUUACUUAAUUAAGACUUCAGCAAUAAUUUCUAAAAUGACUAGAUGAUUAUUCCGACAAUUAUCGAUAAUGACCCUUAUCUUUAAUUAGUACCUAGUGAAUCUCAACCGCUAAAUAGUUAGAUUUUCGGAAUGAACUCUUAAAAACAAGAAAUCUUCUACUCCGCUCGGGAAUCAUUAUAGUAAAAUAAGUAAAUUUCACCCAAGUACUCUCUUCCUUUGAAUUUAAGCAAAGUUUCAAUGGGACAGUCUCCUUUGGUCUCAAGUGGAAGAGAAGAGAGAAUUGUUAACUAAAAAAAUCAAAUGAAUACAAAGAAUUUACUACAACAAGCAUCACCUCAAACUUAGGUUCAGAACAAAAACCUUGAUAUGAAAUCAUAGAAAGCAAGAAAAUAGUAUUCUGGAAGUAGCAAUCAAAGAAAUAAUUUCAACGGUUAGAAGCUAUUAUCAAAUAACAACUAGAGAAGCUAAGGAGUAAAUAAAUCUCUGAAAAGUCCUAAAAGUCCUGGAGUCAAAAAUAUUUUCCAAAGAAAUCACUCAAAGAAAAUAGUGGAAGAAAUUAAAUAGUAGAAAAUAGAAGAGGAAGAAAAAGUACCAAAUGAAUACCCACCUAAAAGAGCUUCAGUUGGAUUGGGUUAUUAUUAGACAAAUUAUUUCUCUCAGAUAAUUGGUGAUCAGAUGAAAAAUGAGACAGAUGUGCUUCCUAAUCUGACUUUCGAUGAAUAAAACAUAAUUUCAAGUGACUCAAUUAUUAUGCAAUAGAAACGUAAGCCUACUCUAAUGCCAUUUAAUUUACCUGGUGAUGACCUAGAUAAUUCAAAUAGAUUGUAAAAAUUUGAAGAGUUAAAGCAAGAUAUCAAAAUAGGUAUUGAUCAAAUUUAGCCUGGCAAUAAUAAAAAAGAUAAAAAUAAGCAAAAGGUGAAGCAUUAGUAAUCUCAACUAAGAUAGAAUAUUUAGUCCACACCUUAUAUAGAUUAUUCUUUAAUGAAUCAAUAGGAGUUAAUUAAAGAAAUAGAGAACUUAUAAAAGCUAAUGGGCAUAAAAGAUAAGAAAUUGACUAGAGCUGGAUAAGAAUGCUAAAAACUAAGAAAGGAGAACUAAUCACUAUAGAUAAAAUAUUAAUUUGAGCACAAAAAUAACUAAAUCUUGUUGAAAAAUUUGAAUAGAAUCCGAUAAAAUUAUUUCUAAAAUGGAAUCUAAAACUAGGCAUUCAAUGAAAGAAUUGUUAGCGUACCUAAUGAGAUAACACCAGUUUAAAGUUUCCAAUUAAGUCAAAGCAAUUUAACAUUUACCUAGGAGUUGUAAGGUAUAAUCGGAAAUCGAACUGUAACAAAUAUUAAUAGAGUGGGAUAAGUUAGUCAUUAGAGAGUCAUAUAGAAUAGGGUACAGAAUGUAAUGAAUCAACCAGAUAUUGCUGGGAAUAUUAGUGUAGCAAGUGAACUAAAUUAGAGUGGUUCAGGAUAACUUGAUAACAUUUAGAACUUAAACAUAAUGUAACCGAUUACUCGAGUUACUAAUGGCGUUAGAAGACAUUUAAUCAUGAAUUCAAACAAUUAAGGGAUAAUUGGAAGAAAUAUUGGUUCUUCAAAUUAACAUCAUGCUCAUAGAGGUGGUAAUUAGAGAAGGUAUUAAAACUAGAAUCAAAGCAGAUUUGGUCCUAAUAAUAGAACUGGAAAUAUGAGAAUGAGGCAUAACGGCAACGAAGAGGAAGCUUCGCUUUAUGAAACUCAAUAUAAUGAAGAGUCAGUAUUUAUCAACAAGGUUAAUGAAAUGAACAUAAAGACGUCAAGAUUUGAUCAACCAUAGUUGAUGAUGAGGAAUAAUAGUGCGAUGAAUGUAAGAAUGGAGGAUUUUAUUCCAAAUGAAGAACCUUUAAUAAAUGUUCGAGAAUUUUGGGCAGGAAAUUAUAGUCAUAGCUAUAGAAUGAGGAUACCUUAAAAUUAGUAUCAAAUGAAUGGACCUCAAAUUAGAGUGAAUAGACCUAAUGGUAGAUUAAACAUUAACCCUAAUGUUUAGCAUGGAAUGUACAGAAGAACAAACUAGAAUCUUCAUUAACAAAUGCUUAAUAUCAGAGGGUAGGGUAGCAUGCAUAACAUUUUCAAUAAUCAGAGAAGAUUAGGGUAGAACUAAGAAUAGGGUAUUGGGCAUCAUAGAAAUAGAGGAUUUAGUCAUGGUCCUCCUUUAAGAGAUAUUAAUGGUGACUCUCAAUCUUUAAUUGAAGAAGAGGGUUAUGAAAAUAACAAUAAUAUAAUUCUAUUUGCAAGUGGCAAUGGUAAUCACAGAUAAAUACAGCAUCCUCAACCUUAAUAUCAUUCUGAUGAUAGUUAACUUGACUUUGAGGAAGAGGAAAAGCACCAUGCUUUGCCAAGAAAUCAUUAAAUGUUCUUAUAGAAUUACAGUUUCAAUAAUAUAAAUUAGAAUAAUAUGGGUCCUAUGAUCCCUGGAUUGGGAAUCCAUGCAUAAUUCUCAGUUGAUGAUGGUGGUAUGGACGAAUAUGAUGUUGCUGAUGAGAGGGCACAUUUAUUUGAGUAUAUUAAUCCUGAUAAUAUGACUUAUGAAGAAUUACUUGCUCUUUAAGAAAGAAUAGGAUAUGUUAGUAAAGGUCUCAGUAGAGAACAGAUAAAUAAAUUUCCUAGACUGCGUAAGAAAGAUGUUAUGCAAUUGAUAGAAGCAAGAUAAAGAUAAGGAUCACGAAACUUUGAUUUCAUAAACUAAUCUGAGGAACUUAUGAAACUGAUACUCAAAAAUCCUCUUGAGGAGUCAAAGAAAACUACUAAAAAGAGAACUACAAAUAUGCUAUAGUCUAGAAGAUCUGGGAACAUUAUGAAUCAUCAUCUUCUAGUUGGAGAUGAAGACUUGGAUGAAGUUGUAGAUGGGGAUGAGGGAGUCAUAAAUAGAAGAUUACCACUAAACUCUUACAAUCAUCAAACUUAGGUUGCUUAAAAUAUUCAAAGACUCAAUAGAGGAAAUGCAAGACUUAGAGUCAUCAACGACGAAGAAGAGGGUUGUGAAAACUGUAAUGAAGAAGAUGAGGAAAGAAAAGAUGCAGAUCUUAUUGGAUCUUCACUAAAAAGAUAGGUGAUCAAAGAAAGAGAACUUUUGCUGGAUCAAAUAAAUUAAUCACAAGCUGAUGAUAGUCAAGGAAAUAACUUAGAAGAUUAGCUACAUCAAUCAUAGGUUAUCAGCUAAAGUUCCAGUAACUAAGAAAGAUGCGCAAUUUGCUUUGAUGGUAUGAAGAAUAAUGACAUUGUUAAAUUGUUAACAUGUCUUCACUACUACCAUAAUGAUUGUAUCGAUCAAUGGCUUCUUGUUGAGAAGAAAUGCCCUAUGUGUAUGAUGUACUUAGAUAACAAUAAUCAAGAUCGAUGA
Molecule: messenger RNA, 3375 nt
Organism: Stylonychia lemnae
Lineage: Eukaryota; Ciliophora; Spirotrichea; Sporadotrichida; Oxytrichidae
Source: the annotation of a GenBank genome assembly